Candoia aspera is the source of this 3736-nucleotide messenger RNA. RefSeq names its product inter-alpha-trypsin inhibitor heavy chain family member 6 (gene ITIH6). Gene Ontology annotation, molecular function: serine-type endopeptidase inhibitor activity. The transcript has 14 exons. The record is from RefSeq and is a predicted model, not a curated record. Lineage: Eukaryota; Metazoa; Chordata; Lepidosauria; Squamata; Candoiidae. The coding region runs from base 1 to 3732 and encodes 1243 amino acids. Gene Ontology annotation, biological process: hyaluronan metabolic process.
AUGCCAGCCAUGGACCAGCUCAGGGGAUCUCUCUUCUUUCUCCUUCUGAUUCUGGCACCUUUAAGCAUCGUGGGACAUCCUCUUCUAAUCCAGGUACCUUCCCGUGAGCUGAUAAUUUCCAGCUUCUUUGUGAGCUCAACUAUUGUGUCCCGCUAUACCUCCACACGAGUGUGGACCUCCAUGAGCAAUCCACACCCUGAGGCCAAAGAAGCUGUCUUUGACUUGGAUCUGCCCAGUUCUGCUUUCAUCUCCAACUUUACCAUAACCAUUAAUGAGAAGAUCUAUGUGGCCGAAGUGAAGGAGAAGCACCAAGCUAAGAAGAUGUACGAUGAAGCCCGCAGGCAGGGAAGGACAGCAGCUCAUGUUGGCACCAAGGAUCGAGAAACAGAAAAAUUCAGGGUGUCCACCAUUGUGGAAGCAGGAGGAAAGGUGGCCUUUGAGCUGACUUAUGAAGAAUUGCUUCAGCGACAUUUGGGGAAGUAUCAGCACGCUAUCAGCAUCCGGCCCCAGCAGGUGGUGAGGAACCUCACCGUGGAAGUGAGCAUCUCUGAGAGAACUGGCAUCAACUAUGUCCAAGUCUUGCCCCUCCGCACAAGUCGGCUGAUGACCAAUACUCUUCAAGGUGAAGCUGAUGUGCCACCAUCAACUCGAGUUGAGAAAGGAAGGCACUGUGCUUGGAUUGUCUUCACCCCAACCCCCCAAGAACAGGAAGCCUUCUCCAGCUCAGGAAUCAUGGGUGAUUUUGUGGUGCAGUAUGACGUGGCCAUGCCAGAUGUUGCAGGCGAUGUACAGAUCUACAGUGGCUAUUUUGUUCACUACUUUGCCCCGAGGGGGAUGCCACUUGUGCAGAAGGACGUGGUGUUUGUUAUUGACAUCAGUGGCUCCAUGUAUGGCACCAAGCUGAAACAGAUCAAGAAAGCCAUGAAUGUCAUACUAAGCGACCUUCACCAAGAUGACCAUUUCAACAUCGUUACUUUUUCUGACAUGGUGAAUGUGUGGAAGCCAAGUCAAUCCAUCCAAGCUACUUCUCAAAAUAUCCGGAGGGCCAAAGAUUAUGUCAGCAAGAUGGAAGCAGAUGGAUGGACUGACAUCAAUGCCGCAUUGCUUGCAGCUGCCUCCAUCUUCAAUCAGAGUUCUCCAGUGGAGGGCAAGGUGGAGAAGGAGCCAAGAAUCCCACUGAUCAUCUUCCUGACAGACGGCGAGCCCACUUCAGGGGUGACAGCUGGCAGCCGCAUUCUGUCCAAUGCUCAGCAGGCUCUUAAGGGUACCAUCUCACUCUUUGGUCUGGCCUUUGGGGAUGAUGCUGACUAUGGACUGCUGAGGCGACUCUCGCUAGAGAACCGUGGGGUGGCCCGGCGUAUCUACGAGGAUGCUGAUGCCACUUUGCAGCUCAAGGGUUUCUAUGAUGAAAUUGCCAGCCCUCUGCUGUAUGACGUAGAGCUGUCCUAUCUUGAUGCAGUUGCACAAGACCUCACUCAGAACCUCUUCCCCAACUAUUUCCAGGGUUCUGAGCUUGUUGUGGUUGGCCGAGUAAAGCCAGGAGCAUCAAAGCUGCAGGUACGUGCAACGGGGCAAGGCCAGGAAGGCCCACUGAACCUGGAAAAUGACAUUUCAACCAAUACCACUGAAGCUGCUCCAUUUGGCUGCUUUGGAGAGAUCGACAAGAUCGGUCACUUUGUACAGAGGCUCUGGGCCUACUUCACCAUUCAGGACCUGCUACAAGCCCGUUUCCGAGCCAAUGACACAGCUGCCCGGCGUCUCCUGACAGAAAAAGCUACCAAUUUGUCAAUCAAAUACAACUUUGUCACCCCUGUCACCUCCCUGGUAGUGGUGAGGCCAGAAGAGGCCAGAGGCAGAAACUGGCCAGCAAAAACCACCAUCCCUCCAGGGGUGACUAGAGCACUAAAAGCCUCGUCUCAACCAUUGGCCGUAUCUGUUUUGCCAAGACUUUCUAAGACAGCUAAACCUGUUCUUGGAGUUACUGAUGCUCCUGCAGUAACAAGAGCUUUCAAGGGAAUGACAGGGACAGGAACUGUUCCGGUGACAGCACCUAGACUCUUUAAAGCAACCAGAGCCAUAUCUCCACCAGUUACUAUUAUGUCCACCAUCAUCACUCCAACUAUCUAUCCCACCAUAGUACCUACUGCCACUGGUCACCCCAAAGCAGCCAAAGUCACAACGAUUCCAGGGAGAACCACCAUCUCUCUGACUCCUGUGGCGAUCCAUAGAUCAACUAAACCUCCGAGAGCUACCACCUCCCUGAGGUCAACCAGGUCACCUGUAACCCUCCCCAAGAUCAGUCCCACCAGAGCAGCGAGACUCAAACUCACUGUACAGCCACACCUUGCCCUGGAGACCAGAGGAACAGCCACGACAAAGGUUGUGGCAGGGCUCCCCAGCACUGUAGUCAGGGCACCUACUGCUUUGUACCCUUCUGGCAGCCCAAAGAUCCUGGAGAGCAACACCAACCAUUGGGAGCAACCCAAGAAGAUCCCACGGCCAGGCCCUGAGCACCACCCAAGUACAAACGGGCAAGCAAGUACUGCCAGGAUGGAGGCAGGGAAUGCCCCCAGGAGCAAGACAGCCACCAAGGAUGGGAUCUCAGAGUUGCACAUUGAUAGGCCCUGGGAGAAUAGCACUGUCUCUUGGGGCCCAGAACUGGAAGCCACAUCCCUCAUGACUCAGGCAGCAGAAUUGGAGGAAGCCAGCCAGAUUCCUGGCAGCUCCACACCUGCCUCUGACAUCAGCCUCCUCUUGCUGCCUGAGGAGUCUGAAUUACACUCAACCACUAUCCAGAACACAGAAUAUGUGGAGUCCUUGAACCCGCCAGCUGUAUAUAGCUUUUUGAUACCCAAGGGGCAUGGAGGUAGCUUGGAUUAUGGAGACUAUCCAGAUUUCUUUGACGAAUCAGACAGCGAAUCAGACUCCCUGGGAGCUUCACCCAACACUGGCCUCUUCACGUUCUCCUCUUGGGUGGACGGAGACCCUCACUUUGUAAUAAAGCUGCCACAUUCCCUGGGGAAUCUGUGCUUCACCCUGGAUGGACGCUCCGGAGAUAUCCUGCGGUUGGUGAGCGACCCUGCCACAGGUUUGUCAGUUAAUGGGCACCUAAUGGAGGCCCCUUCAAGGCCAGGCCACGAAGAACGUCCCCGCACCUAUUUGGAUGUCAUCACCAUAGUAGUGGAGCACCCACAGGCCAGCUUUGUGGUUAACGUAACCCAGAAGGGCGUGACACUAUAUGGCGAGGAAGUGCUGGUCUUGCCCUUAGCUCAGCGGGCCACAAUCCACAUGCCCCCUCUGGCCAUUUCCAUGUGGCCUGAGGCCAAUAUCACUGUCCAGAUUGGGUCCACGGUUGAAUUCCUUGUUCUGCUGCACCACUACCGUCAUCCCACAGUCCUGCAGUUGGACCAUCUUGGCUUCUAUAUUGUGAAGGGCCAAGGCCUAUCAGCAUCAGCAGGCGGCUUGCUAGGCCAGUUCCAGAACAGCAACAUCAGCCUUUCCCCAGACCCAUCUCAGGAGGGCCAAGUUGCCUGGAUGCAAAGGGGCACAAACAAAGUGCUGGUCACUGAAGUCACCAAGGUGCUGAAGGAUUCAGUCCAGAGGGCUCAUGAGGCUGAGUGCUGGCUGGUGAAACGGAAGGAUGUGGAAGAGUUGCUGGGGGCCUCCUACUGCUCCUUCCUUGCCUCUGACCUGUUGGAAAUAGGAGCUGGCCCUCUUCCAUUUGCUGCCUAGCAAA